CUCGCCGCCGCACCCAAACCCUCGUUUUUCUCUCUCCUGCGCCGCGCCGUCCCCUCGCCUCCGCCGCCGAAUCCGAGACUCCGAUCUCGGGUUCAACGCAGCGCACCAAAGCAACCCCGGCGACCGGCCCGAUCAGCUCUUCUCUCCGCGCGUCAGUCAUGGCGGGAAUGGCACCUGAGGGUUCCCAGUUCGAUGCUAAGCACUAUGAUUCUAAAAUGCAGGAGCUGCUGAACACUGGUGAGACUGAGGAAUUCUUCACCUCAUAUGAUGAGGUUUUUGAGAGCUUCGAUGACAUGGGCCUCCAAGAGAACCUUCUGAGAGGCAUUUAUGCUUAUGGUUUUGAGAAGCCUUCAGCAAUUCAGCAGAGAGGAAUUGUACCUUUCUGCAAGGGCCUUGAUGUCAUUCAGCAAGCACAAUCAGGUACAGGAAAGACAGCAACUUUCUGUUCUGGGAUCUUGCAGCAGCUCGACUAUGGCCUGGUUGAAUGCCAGGCCUUGGUCCUUGCACCCACCCGUGAGCUUGCACAGCAGAUUGAGAAAGUCAUGCGCGCGCUUGGUGACUACCUGGGUGUGAAAGUUCAUGCAUGUGUGGGUGGAACUUCAGUCCGCGAGGACCAAAGGAUUCUUGCUAGCGGCGUGCAUGUUGUUGUUGGGACACCUGGACGUGUGUUUGACAUGUUGCGUAGGCAGUCUCUCCGUCCUGAUCACAUCAAGAUGUUUGUCCUGGAUGAAGCUGAUGAGAUGCUUUCUCGUGGUUUCAAGGAUCAGAUUUAUGACAUCUUCCAGCUUCUCCCAUCCAAGAUUCAGGUUGGAGUCUUCUCUGCUACCAUGCCCCCAGAGGCUCUUGAGAUUACCCGCAAGUUCAUGAACAAACCUGUGAGAAUCCUUGUGAAGAGAGAUGAGCUCACCCUUGAGGGUAUCAAGCAGUUCUAUGUGAAUGUGGAGAAGGAAGACUGGAAGCUGGACACACUAUGUGACCUGUACGAGACCCUUGCCAUCACCCAGAGUGUCAUCUUUGUCAACACCCGCCGCAAGGUGGACUGGCUCACUGACAAGAUGAGGAGCAGGGACCACACUGUUUCUGCCACUCACGGUGACAUGGAUCAGAACACUAGGGACAUCAUCAUGAGGGAGUUCAGGUCUGGUUCAUCCCGUGUGCUCAUCACCACCGACCUGCUUGCCCGUGGUAUCGAUGUUCAGCAGGUGUCCUUGGUCAUCAACUACGAUCUCCCCACCCAGCCUGAGAACUACCUGCAUCGCAUUGGUCGUAGUGGUCGUUUCGGUAGGAAGGGUGUUGCCAUCAACUUUGUGACCCGUGAUGAUGAGAGGAUGCUGUUUGACAUACAGAGGUUCUACAACGUGGUGAUUGAGGAGCUGCCUGCCAACGUCGCUGACCUUCUGUGAUCGAGUUGAAGAAAAAACAAAACAGAACAAAAAAAAAGUGGUAAGGGGACCUGAUAAGGCUUGUUUUUGUUGAAAUAUCGCCAUAUGUGGGGUGGAGUGACAAGGUCGGUGGGGUUUCUAUGUCAAGUCGUGGUCAUGGACAAUUUGUGAUUUUUCCUUAUGCCAUGUUUUGGGAAUUUUUGUAGCUGCCUAGGCCUGUGCUAUGUGCUACUGUGGGGGUUCAUUAGUAUGGAGGGGAGACGCUGCUGGUGCUGGAGUCUUUUCGUCUUUAGUAUUUUUGUUUAAAACUAUGUAUGACCGAAUGAUGGUAUUUAUUUGUGUCAUCCUUGACUCUUGUAUUCUGCUGCAACCGCAUGUAUCCUUCUAUCAGCACUGGUCUUUGUUA
This is a messenger RNA of Setaria italica (foxtail millet), 1788 nucleotides long. Its product is annotated as eukaryotic initiation factor 4A-3. Gene Ontology annotation, molecular function: RNA helicase activity; translation initiation factor activity; ATP binding. The coding region runs from base 159 to 1403 and encodes 414 amino acids. Gene Ontology annotation, biological process: cytoplasmic translational initiation. NCBI's taxonomy places the organism in Eukaryota, Viridiplantae, Streptophyta, Magnoliopsida, Poales, Poaceae. The transcript is spliced from 5 exons. The record is from RefSeq and is a predicted model, not a curated record. Gene Ontology annotation, cellular component: cytoplasmic stress granule.